Molecule: messenger RNA, 2372 nt
Organism: Arvicanthis niloticus (Nile rat)
Lineage: Eukaryota; Metazoa; Chordata; Mammalia; Rodentia; Muridae
Gene: Mppe1
Product: metallophosphoesterase 1
Biological process (GO): endoplasmic reticulum to Golgi vesicle-mediated transport; GPI anchor biosynthetic process
Cellular component (GO): endoplasmic reticulum-Golgi intermediate compartment
Molecular function (GO): phosphoric diester hydrolase activity
Source: RefSeq, a predicted model, not a curated record
ACAUAGUGGCCCGUGGCUGCCGGCCGGAAGGACUCUCGCGGCUUCCUGAGCUGAUUACUGAGAAGCUGCCACCAGGGCUGGGACUUUGGCCGCAGGGCGCGGGGCGGCGGGCGCCACCUUGGCCGCUGCGCAGCGCGCAGGCCCCGCGGUCCCCAGGCGCGCGGUUCGGUCCCCAACGAGCCGGUCCUCCAUUCGCACAUCACCCACCGACGUCUGGCCGCUCCUUCCUGCCGCCCCCUGUGCAGCUGCGACUUCCCGGAGGCGCCGCCGUCCCAAGUCCCGGGAAGGGCCCAGGCGGUCCCCGGAGGAUGGCCCCCGCGAGCCCGCCGCCGCAGCCAUGCAUGACUGUAGUCUGAUUUUGGAAUGCAGCCGCCAACCUGGAGUCUUGGCACCCAACUCGGUCUAGGAGUAGCAUUCUUUAAAAGGAACAGCUUGGGACUGGAUCCUGUCUCCACUAUUACUCUCCUCAGGUUUCCAUCGUGGGUUCUUGAUGGACUUGAUUUUCUUCUGCUGGCAACUCCUGGGCAGGAGACAUGGCUCUGGUCGGAUGGGGGCUGAGAAGACAGAACUUCCAUCCGUUGAGGAGGAGGAGAGCGUUGUUGCUGAAACUCACAGUUGUCAUUAUCUCCGUGCUUCUCUUUUGUGAAUAUUUCAUCUAUUACCUGGUCCUCUUUCGGUGCCAUUGGCCUGAGGUGAAGACGCUAGCCCAUGGCGGUAGGCAGGAGCCUGUAGUGAAAGCCAUGUUUCUGGCUGACACUCACUUACUUGGGGAGAUAAGAGGUCACUGGCUGGACAAAUUACGAAGGGAGUGGCAAAUGGAGAGAGCUUUUCAGACAGCUCUGUGGUUGCUGCAACCGGAAGUUGUUUUCAUUUUGGGAGACAUCUUUGAUGAAGGGAAGUGGAGCUCCGCCCAGGCCUGGGCGGAUGACGUGCAGAGGUUUCAGAGAAUGUUCAGACAUGGCAGCCAUGUGCAGCUAAAGGUGGUCAUUGGCAAUCAUGACGUUGGCUUCCACUACCAGAUGAGUAAAUACAGAAUAAAGCGAUUUGAGAAAGUGUUCGGCUCUGAAAAGCUGUUCUCUCUGAAAGGAGUUAAUUUUGUCAUGGUCAACAGCGUUGCAAUGGAAGGGGAUGGUUGUACCAUAUGCUCUGAAGAGGAAGCUGAACUCAGAGAGAUCUCUCGUAAAUUGAAUUGCUCCCAAGAGGUGCAGGGAUCCAGCCAGUGUGACCAUGAGCCACGGCUCCCCUUGUCCGCCCCUGUGUUGCUGCAGCACUACCCACUCUACCGGGCCAGCGAUGCUAAUUGUUCUGGUGAAGAUGCAGCUCCUCCAGAGGAAAAAAACGUCCCCUUUGAGGAGAAAUACGAUGUUCUUUCUCGGGAGGCCUCACAAAAGUUGUUGUGGUGGCUCAGGCCUCGUCUGGUUCUGAGUGGCCACACGCACAAUGCCUGUGAGGUGCUCCAUCCCGGAGGAGCCCCCGAGGUGAGCGUCCCAUCCUUCAGUUGGAGGAACAGAAACAACCCAAGCUUCAUCAUGGGCAGCCUGACAUCCAGAGAUUACGCUCUCUCCAAGUGCUACCUCCCGUUUGAGGACACAGUGCUGACCAUGUACGGCGCAGCGGCUGGCUUCCUCACAAUUCUCAUCUUAGUUCACUUUGAGCAUCUGCCGUCAUCUUUUCUGUUUGGUUGGAAACUGUGCAGGUUGCACAUGAGAAGAUGAAGGGCCAGUGAUUGUUGCCUAUGGUCAUAUAAAUUUAAGCCAAAGACUUCCAGCGGGGUCUUUGAGGAGCAGAGGUGGAGUCCAGCAAGUGCCAGUUUGUUUCUAAGGAAACAGUUGUCCACUCAUUAGCAGACUUGAGUCUGUGAGUCACGGAGGAGGGCAAAUGUUGGUUGUUCCUAUGUACAUCAUGGAGAUUCUGAAUUGCCAAUGCCAGUGACUGCAGUAUAAACGGUUGACUGUAUUGUUCUCAUGCUAUAAAAAAAUGGGAUGUGUACUCUGCAACAAAUUUAUCUUUUCAUUUCAUGAAAUAUAUGUAUAAUUAAGGGUUCCACCUGUAUAGAAUAUAAAUGUCAUGGACACUGUCACUCGCAUGCGUGACACACAGCCCUUUCUUCUAUAGGAAGGACCCAGCAGCUUUGGUGCACACUCAAAGCUAUGUGUGCUCCUAAAGGUUGGGUUUUCACUGUUCUUCUAUGAAGUGGCUCUCAGUUUCUUAUAGAUCAUGAAGUUAUAUGCUCAAAAGUACAGAUUCAAUGUGUGGGACUAUCUGUGCUAAUGGAGUUGGAUUUUUAGGGGACAUGUAAUUUUCUUUCCAGGAGACCAUGUUAUCGCAUCUGAACUCAAUGCCUGUUCAUGAUUAAAACUUGAAAAAAAAAA